AUGCCCCAGGACGCGGCCGCCGUCGCCGCCGACUCGCCCGGCAGCGGCGGGGACGCCGCAGGUCAAGCGUCAGCACAGCGCAAUACAGGUAUGGCAUCAGCGCGCCUCCAUGCGAUUGCCAAGCUUCGCCGCGCCGCCUCGCAGCGCGAAGUGCGACACGCCACACCGCGCGCCGUUCCGCCGGCGGAGCCCGCGGCCACCGCCAACGAGGAUACGAAGCCGCCGGCGGACGAGUCGCCCGCGACGGAUGGGCCCACUGAAGCGCCGCCUGCAGCACUCCUGCCGUCGCCGCUCCCCUCGCUCGAGCAGCUGCGGCAGCGCCUCUUGCGCGAGCGCAAACCCACAGGCCUCUCACGCUCGGCCAGUGCUAGUGCAACGAGCCAGGUCGCACGCGCCUAUACUAUGCAAAAGCUCCUUGGUUCCGCGACGCCAUUGCCAUACCACGACAUGUUCGCCUUUGUGCGCGGCGUGAACCAGGCGAGUGCCGCCAGCGAUACACCGCCCACCCCGCCCCGCAACGAGUCGAUGGCAGCCGAGGCGAGUCCGCAGCGGGCGACGCUUCUGCGUAGUCUCUCUGCUCGCGAUGGCGCGCGGAUCCGCCGGAUCCGCCGGAUUGGCCGUCAAGAUACUGCCUCCGAUACCCCGCCCACCGCCUCGCCAAGUGCGACGCCGCCACGCGCGCCCGUCUCUGCGUCUGCCUUUUCCGACGACAGCAGCUCGACCAAUGCGCGCGAGUCGACGGGCUCCUCUGGCUGGCGCGUGAGUCUGUACAACUACGACUCCAGCAUGUCGAGCCGCCAGGCCUCGGUCGGCACAACUGCGCCCGUCGGCCAGGGCACCGCACCGCGCGCAGUCGACUCGCUCACGGGUGCCGGCACGCCCAGCACGGCCUCGCAUCGAGACGCGACGCGCUCGUCGCUGGAGCCGCAUGUUUCUCCGCCUGGCGGCCUGGCGCCUGUCUCAGCCGCGCCUGAGGACGUGCGGCGGUCUCCACCACGCGCAGCGCCUGUGCUGCGUGAGGCGCAUACGGCCAUGGACUGGCGCACGACGGAGCGUGGGUCGCUCAAAUCGCCGGCGCUGUACCGGCAGAGCCCCCCGCACACACGCACACGCACUCCUGGCCGAUCGCCAGACACGUCGCUGGACGACGCGUCAUCUGGAUCCCCCCACACGAUGCCGCACGAAAAGCCCUUACCGCGCCUGCCACCGGUGCCCACCACGCGUGCGCGUCGCGACUCCGUGUCCGGCGACACGCUCCCUCUUGCCCCUCGCCCGAACGCUACGCCGACGCUCCCUCUCCCCGAUGUGCUCGCGCCGAUGCUCGCACGCUCGGCGUCCGUGGGCACGGGGCGGCGCACGCCGCGCGAGGACGACGAUGAGCGCAAAGAAGCACGGGUGGUACGUCUGUGGGGCUCGCUGCGCCGCAAGACGUCGAUGCGCGCGCUUCGGCGGCCCAGCGGCCACGUCCCCCCCGCGGCCAGCUCUGCGUCGAGUGGCGACUCGGCAUGGGCGACUGUGGCGCUCCUCGCGGAGGCGGACGUGCCCCUGCAUGAGCCGGUCGUGACGCUUCCGGUGACGCCAGCGAUGCUGAUGCAAUGGAAUCAGACGCUGGAGCGGCCUGUGCGCCAUCUGCUCUCGUACCUGCCCGCCGAGGUGCCAUGCGACAUUGCGCUCGAUCCGCCGCGGCGCCUAGUAUGUGUGCUGCCCCUGCUACAGGCGGCGGGCGAAGAGUUUGUCAAGUUGCGGUACGCGUUCGUGUUCCAGGACGUGCUCGUGCUGGCCAAACCUCCCCUGCUCGUGCAAGGCGACGAGUCCAUUCCGGACAUGAUGCUGCGCAAGCUGAGCCAGACACCUGCACUGAACGAGCCCUGUGUGCCGUUUGCCGUACUGGACCUCGCCCAGGUGCAGAUGCAGCGGCACGGCGAACUGAGCGACAGUGAGCUAAGUGCGCUCAUCGCGCCCCGCCUCGCAGCUCUGCAUGCGCGCCUUGAUGUGACGCUUGCUGCGCUCGUGCGUGAGACGGGCCUGCUGCGCGACGAGUCAGAUGCGGCUGCGUAUGCCGCGGCACAGGCGCGCCUGCUCUAUGUGUGUGAGCCACUCGACCGCACGGUGUUAUGGCGCUAUGUGCAGGAGCAUCCGCACAUGCUCGCCCCCUUUGUGGCGCAGUACCGCGUGCGCGGCGUGCCGCUGGAUGUGGCACUGCGGCAUGUCCUCCUUGACUUGCCGCACCCUGAGAGCGCUGCAUCGAUGGAGGCGCUGCUCCUCGCAUUUGCUAGCCACUGGCAUGCGAGCAAUGCGGCGGAGUGGCCCGCGCAUACGCUCGAAUCGGUAACGGACCUGACGUGGGCGAUCGUGGCGCUGAACGAUGCGCUGCACCGGCCAGCCGGCCUCUGGGCAGCGUACGAUCCUAGUCUCUCGCUCGGUGACUUUACAGUGGGCUUCCGCACGCACGGCGUCUCGCACGCGGUAUCGGACCGCGAGCUCGGCGAGAUCUAUCUCUCCGUGCGCACGUCGCCGAUUGUAUCGGGCGGCGCUGGCGCGGACAUGCGCACGAUCUCUAUCGACGCCCACGCAUGGCACGCGCUGAGCGCGUUGGGCGUGUCCAGCGCGCCGAUACGUGUGCGCAUCGACGCACCCGACCCCGACUUGCAGGUGCGUCUCGUCGGCCCGGGUCUGCUCGCCGAUCCUCCUGUUCUUUCGUUUGCGCACUCGGCGCACGCCCAGUUCACGCUGUGUGCGGCAACACCUGGUCCCCACGACCUCAUAUUUGUGCGGAUGGGGCGCCAUGCGCGUUUCUACGGAGGCCACGCACCGGCGCCUGGCAUGGCAGCGCUGCCCCGCUCGGUGCAGGUGCGCGCCGGUCGCGACGCGCCUACCACCCGCGCGACGCUCUCGCUCGUGCCGACCGUGCCGGGCACCACGCAUACGUUUUACUUGACCGAUGCACCGUCUGCGCAGCGCGUUACGGCGCUCCUCCAUUCGACCAUCGAGGCAGCCCGCGCCCACGCACAGCGCUUUGGUCCAGCCGAGUGGGAUCCGCGCGCGCCGCCCACCGCCGCCCGCCACGGGCUAUGCGCUCGUGCAGACAACGCGUGA
This is a messenger RNA of Malassezia sympodialis ATCC 42132, 3096 nucleotides long. RefSeq lists its product as uncharacterized. Gene Ontology annotation, biological process: regulation of ARF protein signal transduction. NCBI's taxonomy places the organism in Eukaryota, Fungi, Basidiomycota, Malasseziomycetes, Malasseziales, Malasseziaceae. The coding region runs from base 1 to 3096 and encodes 1031 amino acids. The record is from RefSeq and is a predicted model, not a curated record. The transcript is spliced from 2 exons. Gene Ontology annotation, molecular function: guanyl-nucleotide exchange factor activity.